AUGAGUAUAAAGAACUUCUUCGCGCCUCUUCUUGCUAACAUAUCUCCCACGCUACUCCUUCCCACCAGCAUACCACACUUCUCACUACACUCGCACAAGUACCAACAAAUACCACCAUAUCACCAAACCACCAUCCACGACGUCCAUCCGACGUUCAAGAUGACCACUCAACCACCCAUCAAGCGCCGCAAGCUCGAUUUCACCGAGGAGUACAAGAUCGUGGUCGGCACCGGUACCGAGCAGGCAACAUGGACCAUCGCCAAGCACUUUCUCGUCAAGCACUCCGAGUUCUUCAAGAGCGCCUGCUCGAAGGACUGGAAAGAAGGGCAGACCAAGGUCAUCGAGCUCAAGACACUCGAACCCGACACGUUUGCGAUCUACAUGCAGUGGCUGUACACUGGUGAGCUCGUGGUAGAUGAGCUUGAUGACGAGGCCAGAAAACAAACAAAUCUGGGGCAGUCAUUCUUGUCCAUGAUCGACGUCUACGUUCUGGCUGACUUCUUACGCGACCUACCUGUGCGCAAUGCCGUCACCGACCUGAUCCGCGAGUACGACGCCAAGUACGCCUUGGUGCCGGCAUCGACUCAGUUCGCGCGUGUGAUCGAUGAGACGCCCGAGGGCUCGACUCUCGCAAGGCUUUUAACCGACAUUUACGCGGCACGCGUGGCACUCGACGAGAAGAUGCUGAAAUAUUGCCCACCAUCGGUCAUGAAGAGACUACUACAGAAAUUCUUCGAGAGUCGCGAGGCAAAAGUCAUUCUGGUUGAGCCAUGA
This is a messenger RNA of Fulvia fulva, 774 nucleotides long. RefSeq lists its product as uncharacterized. NCBI's taxonomy places the organism in Eukaryota, Fungi, Ascomycota, Dothideomycetes, Mycosphaerellales, Mycosphaerellaceae. The transcript is spliced from 2 exons. Bases 1 to 774 code for a protein of 257 amino acids. The record is from RefSeq and is a predicted model, not a curated record. Gene Ontology annotation, molecular function: protein binding.